GCUGCCUUGAGGACUCGUCAGUAUCGUCGCGCGACUCAUCCGCGAUGUUUCAAAUUCGAUUUUUUAAUUUUUCUCGUGUAACGUUGUCGUAGAAGAUCGUCACGUGAGAUAUUAUUGUUGUUAUCACACAAUCAAGCUGUUAUACGUGUUUUUAUUCAUAUUAUUUUAUCGAUUAAUUUUUAUUGGUGUUUUAUAUUUUUCUUUUUUCAUUUUUUUUUUCAUCUUUUACUUUGAAGAAGAAGAAGAACAACAACACUUUCUGCAUAAAGACUUUUGGACCCUUCUUCGAAUGUUUCCUUCCAUCAAGUAAUCAUUUGUUAAUCAUUUACCUAACGUAAAUCGUAUAAAACACGCACACGGAUAUAUACGGCACGUAUGCAAAAAACGAUGAACGCUACGGUGACCAUUAUUCUCAUUUGUGUCGCAGUUACGGUUCUGCCUGGCCACUGCGAGAAAAAGGAAUCGCAGGACAAUGAAAAAGCGAGAUUACCGGAGUUCCUCUCGGAAUUGGACUUGGCAAGCCUCGAGGCUUCCGAGGAAGAUGUCGAAGCCUUAAAAAAAAUAGCUAAAAGAUUAGCACCGGAGAAGAAUGGCGAGUACCAAGUCUAUCAAGUCUUCUUUGGGAACGAGGAUCUUCUUAAGGAGUGGCUCAAGGGAGCGGGUGUAUCCGGACAACCAGGUGUCGACUUUCCAACCUUUACGACAAUCCCAGCAACUUCGUUCAGUUGUCGUGGUCUGAAAGGUGGUUACUAUGCUGAUUUGGAAACAAAUUGUCAAGUUUUUCACAUCUGCGACAACGGACGAAAGAUAUCGUUUCUCUGUCCCAACGGUACCAUCUUCCAGCAAUCGCAAUUGAUCUGCGAUUGGUGGUUCAAAGUAGAUUGCAGCAAGUCGACCGAACUUUACGAACAGAGUGCCGAACAGCUAGCCGAGGAAGAAAGAAAACGUACGGAAGACAAAAAAAUGAAAUCCGAAUUCCAUCGUACCGUAGAUCACGAUGGACUCGAUUAUCAUCAAGGUCAAGACAAUUACGAUGGCAGACAAAACGGGCGAACGAAUCCUUUCGGUCAAUCCGUAAGACCUAAUCAAAUUCAAGACAAUGCUGAUAGUUUUAAAUCUCAAUUUAAACAGAACAAUGUUUUCGAUCAAUCGAACGGCAGAUCUGCCAGUCAAUUUGCACAGAACUCAAAUUCGAAUAAUUUUCAAAGCAACGAACAAGAUUUCGAGGACAAUUUCAAUAUCAAAAGCAAACAAGGACCAGCAUUUAAUUAUCGAACGAUAAACAGACAACAGAAUCAAUUGUUAGACACUCAGAAUGGUAAAUACAAUCAAUAUAAUCCAAGUUACGAGGAGAAGUUUCAGGAAAGCUCUCAAGACAAUCAAGAUCAAUCUAACAAUUCCCAGGAUUAUUAUGGAUCAGCUGGUACACAAAACGUAGCUCGAAACGAAAGACCUAACAGUAGAAAUCCCAAAGCGAGGGGAAAUUAUGCACGAAAUUUGAAUAAUUUGAAUUCGCCUACUCAAAAAGCCACACCGGCUUAUAUGGAAACGACAACUUUUAGGACAACCACUUCGAGUCCUGUUAAAGAAUUUCAACAAUUUGCCGAGAGUGCUGCUUUCGUUUCCAAUCGUGGCAAUUAUUACAAUAACAAUGCUGCCAAUCGUCAAUUUUAUUAUCAACCGUACAACAACAACAAUCAAGAAACAACUACGAAGGAUCCAGCAUCGAUUAAAGAAAAAAGUAGUAGUCCAGCUUUGAUAAGAACUAGAUUUAGUAUACCACCAUUCCCUGGCCCAACAUUCGCACCGAUUUACAAACCACGAACGACCACUAUACCGAGUCGCGAGACAACAUUGCAGUAUACUACAACAACCGAAAAGACCUUGGAUAGUACGGAUUACUAUAGGCAGCCUUAUACGACGGAAACAUCGUAUGGUUUUAGUGUUGAUGGUGGUAAUAGUGGUGAAAUCGUUAGCACAACUAAUCGUCUGGAAAACGAGGAUUAUCAAACCAGUACAGAAUCCAUUUCCACAGCAGCAUUAAAUAGAAAUUAUCAGGAAAACUCGGAAACACCGGCAACUUACCGUACAAACGUGGAUUCGAGUAAUCCCAAUCGAGCCACAUUUACGGAUUAUUAUCCAAGUAAUAAUGAAUACAAUACAAAUAAAGUGAUCGAGGGUGAUCAAGAAUCGAGUUAUACAACAACAAGAUCUAACAUUAACACUGACAAUUCACGUGAAUACACCGAAGAUUUAGGAACAACGGCAGCUUCAAAUGAUUAUUCAAACGACGUUCUUGAAAGACAAAAUUUUGAGAAUUCGGAGGUAGAAUUGAAAAUCAGUACGAAAGAACCUACGAGAAAUUCUCCGAGUUAUCAUGUCAAUUCGAUAAACGCUUCAACGGAAAAAGCAUCGAGGAGUACUCAGCAGUAUUCGCAAACUGGAAAGACCUUGAGUCCAUACGAUACUAGUUUUACGUACAAACAAGGCAAAGUUAUGUCGACUUUAGGCCCCUACAUUCCGUUCACGAAGAAUUACAUUCAUUCCAGUACCUCGGCCUCCAUGACUACUACCCCAACAACGACGACAACGACAACGACAACGACAACAACUAAACCACCUGUAUACACAGCGACAGUACCUAGUUUAACUUCUACCUUGGCUAAUUAUCGCAAUCCUAAAAACUUGAUAUCCAAGUCGAAACAAUUUUUCUCUUCCUCGAACAAAUUGAAAGGCAGUAGUAGUUCUACUUACUUACCGGAAUCUCGAUCGACAUUGAGGAUCGGUACGGCUUUGGAUAACAGGCCUGCUAACGAGAGAGAACACGUAUUGGAUAUGUUACAUUCUCUUCAAGGCUUAGAAAACGAUGUAAACACGUCUGGUAUUUCUCGUCCGAGCUUCUCGACGGCCUCCGGACCAUCUACUUUACAUUCUCUCGCUUUGUAUUUCGCCACUGCUAGCGAAAAUUUUGCUUCAAAGGAGUCAACCGAAUCGACUACCAAUCAUCCAGAAGAAAUGGAAGAAUCCUCGACAGAAAAAAAUAAUGAUUCCUCUAUUGAGUUACCCAAGAGUAUACUCACCCAACAGACCGUCGAAUCCUAUGCUGAAUUAUUUAAAUUGAACAACGCUCUCGAGAUCAACGAUACGAGAAUAGAAGAAGAUUCAAACGAGUACGAAAAUUCCAGCGACGAUUUGGAUCUUCAACAGAGCGAGGGCCCGGUAAACGGAGCAAAUAAAACAAACGGAACUAAGUUACGUGAGCUUGCCCAAGUAUUCACACACGCGUUAUCAGCCUACUUGCAAGAUCCCGACACGUUCAAAAAGGUACUCACUGAUAUAAGACCAACCGAACCAACCUGGACUACCGAAAGUGAUCAGAGUGAAACUACCACUUCUUAUCCUAGUACGAUAACCGAAGAAUUUCCAUCGGUUACCAAGGAAAAAGAUGAAGUAUUGGAUUUCUCCGAAGACGUGAAUGGAUCGAGAAGGCGAAAGCCAACGAGCGUGUAUCCGAGCAUGUAUCAACCUUCUUCCAUCGUGAUCACGAGUACCACCUAUAAACCUUAUUUGUCGCAACGUAACUUCUAUGGUUCGACCUUGGCACCGGUUCAGAUUCCACGCCGUGAAUUCUACACGACUGCAUUCCCUGAAACAUAUCGACGCGACGUUUAUAAUUCAACUUUGUCACCAGUUAGAUCGGUCAGCAGUGUCUCUCAUUCUGCCAACGGUAAUACGAUUCGAUCUUUCGAAGAAAACAGUUAUCAAACGACAACUUGGUUACCUCCUAGAACGCAAAACAGUUAUUACACGACAACGAUAACUCCGUUUGAGGAUACCUUAGAUCAAACAACGACAUCUUCGUUGAACGAUCUAUCGAAUAACGAUUAUUACGAAUCUUCGACAGUCCCAGCUGACAAUAACUUUGCUUACGUCGUAAACAAUGCUUUCAAUGUCGGCAAUGACAAUCGUGUACCGAUUAGUAGCGUCGAGACAAGCGACUCCAAUGGAUCAUCUCAGGACGAUUACUUUCCUCUGGAAUACAAAUCUGCAGAAAAUCAAUCAGGCGAUAGCUCGAACGAAACCACGUUUAGAUCAGAUACUUACGGUAAAAAUGUUAAACCGGCAGGUAUUACACCGAUAUAUAAAAAUUAUGUAUCCUCAUCGACACCAGCUUAUUAUUUACAAUAUGCUCAGGAUUCUUAUCAAGGAAGCAAAUCGGAAAGAUUUGGUACGCCCCAUUAUUUCAAACCGGAAGAUAACAACAAUAAUGGUGGUUCAGCAGCAGUCGAAGUAUCCAAUAGUAUAAUACCAAGCUCUACCACAUCGAUACCUCCUAAAAGGAUUAGCAAUAGCCCUUUCAGAAUACGUUAUUAUGAUUCAAGAAUCCCAGAUGAAUCUCUUGUAACUGCUCGUAGCUCCUAUCAGAAUUUUCGAACACAGAAUCGUGUAGAAAGUAAUGUUAAGCCAACGGAUAAAACAACGACCGAGAGUUCAGCGAUGACAUCAAUAUCGUCCUCGAACCAAAUUGGACUCGAUCCGAUAACAACUACGGUGACCGACAUUGAUGAUUUUUCUCAGGUUACUACUGUCACUCGAAAUGCUUCGAACAAUAAUGCGAUUCAGAACAAUACUACUUCGAGCAUAUUGAGCAAUGAUCAUUGGACGUCUUCGCCUAUGGUGACUCAACUUUGGGAAAGUACCAUUUUCAUAGAUCCUAAACGUAUAAAUCACGGCUUGGAAGAUAAUCCUUCGUCGAAAGAAUUUACUUCUAGCGAAUCAUUAUCAACAUUGAAACCAACGCGCAGUAGUACCUUGGAUUCUCUCAAGGAUAAUAAAAUUGUGACUAUCAAUACACUCGAAGAAGCUACGAAAUCGUCAACAUCGAACGAGGAUAUCUCAACACCUUGGCAAUGGACAUCCAAUAACGACGACUCACCGACAACGUUUACUCUACUACCUAGUGUGUUCUCAGGCGAGAACACGGCAACCCCAACACCGAUUUAUACUACCCGUUCUAGUAUAACAACAACAAUAACGUCUUCUGUUACAUCUACCAACACCAUACCCCAAGACAAUGCUUUGGUAUCCUUGUUACCUUACACAUCGACAAGUUCGAAUCCUUCGAACACGAGCGACAACGAGGUCGUCAAGGCUAAAAGGAUUUUUGGUAAACUUAACGAGAGUAGUUCGGAUACAUUGAUGAGAGUAAUGAAACAAGCAGAUACCAACGAAACUGUUAGACAAUUAGUUUUACUAUUGAUCAAUCAUUGCAAUGGACCAAUGAACAAAACCAUGGAAGAAGAAAAAGAACAAUUGUUGAAUGCACUUUUAAAGAUGCCAGUCAACAGAUUUUCUAGCGAAGAAUCGCGCGAAAUCGUAGCUGGUAUUAACAAAUUAAAUUUACCUAUCGGUAGACGAUCGUCAUCGAGAUCAAACGGUGCUGAUUCUAGAACAUCUUCGACAACCCCUAGAUCAUCCGAACCUUCGAUUACUACAUUCCGCAGUAGACAGGGUAGAAAAUUUCGAACAACUACUGAUAAUCCGUCAAUUUUAUCGAGAAGAUCUGACGAUCCUGAAACUCAAGAAACUAUUGACUCGUUAACGGAAACAACGGUGUCCGAUAACAGAGCAUUAGAUCUUCUGCGAUCUCUUUACUCGGUUGCUGCUAAAUGGGGUUGAAAUAAAAUAAAUUUGUUUGAAAUAAUGUUUUCGAUAUAAUUGCAAAAAAAAUGGAAGCUCGUUCGUUAAACCAUGCAACAACGUUCGUGUUUAUCGACAAUGUAGUAUAAUUAUUAUACACACAAACAAACACACACAUACACACACACACACACAUUCAUACACGAAUUAUAUUCGUAGCUCUUAAAAAAGAACUGCGAAUUAACGAGAACUGUUUCCUAUAUGGCGAUAGACAGUAGCAGUUCGAUCGAUAGUUUUUAUUUAUAGCUCCGUUGUAGAAAAUAAGAAUUGACGAUAUUAUCCUAGCCAUUUCUCUGGUUGAUCGGAUUAACGUGCUGAUGAAACGAGAUUAGAUUACAUGUAAGUCUCAUAGCCAUUUGAAAUAUAUCGAUUUGUUCAAUUUUGGUCCUGGCGUUAUACGACAAACACGAUGAUAACGAAAGAUCGUUGAACUUAUCUUACUGUUUUAUUCAAUCCUUUUUUGAAUCUUUUCCAAUAAAUAUUAAAUAUUUAUAUUUAUAGAGACAGAAAAGAAAAAUAGAAAGCAACUGUUAGCUAAGAUGAUAUCGAUUCGAGAUAAACUGUAGGAAGAGUUUGUAUUAAAAAUUUAUAAUAAAAUAAUUCGUAGUCAGAUUUUGGUCAUCGAAAUUUCAUGAAAUUUUCGACUUUUCUGGCAGACUUUCAAAAUAAAAGAACUGAUCCUGAAACUUAUAUUAACGUUUUAUUCGAUGUAAAUUUAUAUUGAAAAUAUUUCUUGGAUACGUUCUCGUUAAUUGGAAAGAACUUUGAUAAUUUAUGCUCAGCGUAUAGAUUUGCAAGAAAAUAUAUUAUAAAAAUAAUUGAAAAAUAAGAAAAAAAAGAUACGAAAUAUCUUUCCAUUCUCGAUUCGUGUCUCUUACGUUAUUACGUUUAUUCAAAAGGAAGGAAUCUUUGAGUGUUACUUAGAUGAUCGUAAGUUACAUACGUGUGCAUGUAAUACGUGCGUAGAUAUUGUAGAAUAUGAUCCGAACGAGAAAUGAUGUUUCGUUUUACGAUCGCAAGCAAAGCUAGAAAACGGUAAAUCAUCAACGAUCUUCCUUAUUUGAUGGUAAUCGCUUUCGUAAAAUAUUAUAUCCUAUCCCUACGAUGAUUUAUGUUUUACGAUAGGAAUUACGUGUGUCUUCUUCUUCUUCUUCUUCUUCUUCUUGCGUUCUCCAUUCCGUCUGCACGUGAAUCUAUCCAGAAGAUUUCCCACGCUUUUAAAUAUACGACGAUACUGCGUUGAAAAUCUUUUUUUCCUGAGAAAUUAACGGACAAACUUAGAAGUUAUCAAUUUUUAUCCACAUAAUUAUUAACAAAUAUUUUCUUCUUCUUCCUUUGCAAAUUUUAAUCUUUUCAGGA
This is a messenger RNA of Polistes canadensis, 7059 nucleotides long. RefSeq names its product cell wall protein DAN4 (gene thw). Gene Ontology annotation, molecular function: chitin binding. The record is from RefSeq and is a predicted model, not a curated record. Gene Ontology annotation, cellular component: extracellular region. Lineage: Eukaryota; Metazoa; Arthropoda; Insecta; Hymenoptera; Vespidae. Bases 376 to 5679 code for a protein of 1767 amino acids. The transcript is spliced from 7 exons.